Messenger RNA from Mercenaria mercenaria, 1352 nucleotides. RefSeq lists its product as uncharacterized. NCBI's taxonomy places the organism in Eukaryota, Metazoa, Mollusca, Bivalvia, Venerida, Veneridae. The coding region runs from base 79 to 1173 and encodes 364 amino acids. The transcript has a single exon. The record is from RefSeq and is a predicted model, not a curated record.
UGGUUGAGAAAUAACGGUUUACUGGCGCGACAUGUGUUUUGUGGCAAGAAGGUCGGAGAAGAAGUUUGUGAUGGAGGAAUGGUGCUAAAGUCACGCACUGAGAGAAAUGGGGGUCAAGUAUUCCGUUGUACAAAAAACAGAAACCACGUCAAGUCUUUGCGGGCUAAUUCUUUCUUUGAGAAAACAAAGGUUGAAAUCCAGGAUAUUGUUGUUUUCAUAAAGUCAUAUUUGGACAAAAACAGUUUGUACCAAUGCUCAAAGUUCAGCGGCGUAGCGUACAAGUCUACAGCAGUAAACUGGGCCUCCUACAUUAGGGAACUCUUCAAAGAAUAUUUUAGCAGGAGAACUUAUAACAAAGUCAUCAGAGGCAUAGUAGAGAUAGAUGAGUCCCUUUUCGGAAGGCGCGUGAAAUACCACCGUGGUAACCCGAACAAGGGGUUGAAGGUAUGGAUUUUCGGCCUAGUAGAUCGUGAAUCAAACAGUAUCAUCCUAUAUCCAGUGACCGACCGCACGAAGGAGACGCUGAUACCACUGAUACAAAGGCAUGUUGCACCGGGUUCCACCAUCUACAGCGACGGCUGGUCGGCAUAUCUUGAUCUGAACACGCUUGGAUAUCGCCAUUUCACAAUCCUUCACAAAUAUGCCUUCAAGAAAGCUUAUAAAAAUGUGGAAACCGGAGACAUAACUUACGUCCACACCAACCGCAUUGAAGGCGCAUGGAAACAUGCAAAGGAUCAUUUCCGCCGAAUCGUUGGAACAAAGUCCGGACAGUUUGAAGGACACUUGGCGGAAAUCAUGUGGCGUAGCGAGUGUAAGGGAGAUGUGUACCAGAAAUUCUUCGACCUGGUAAAAGAAGUGUAUCCCUUGAACAAGCCCGCUGAAUACUUAUAUACAACACCUCUGUUUGACUCGUGGGAAGGACCGCCAGAACAUGAAGCAUCGGGGGAUGAAAACAAUGAAGAAAAGAUCAUGCCAGUUGAAAGCGGAGCAGAGACUUCAGAAUCGGAAGACAUGAAUAUGCCACAGCCCCAGGCAAGCUCCUCCGUUGCCGUAGCUGGUCCAGCUGUCAUAACUGUCUCGUCUUCCUCCGAAGAUGAAGCUGACAAAACUUUGAAUAGCAGUAUUCUGCAUCAGCCAAUGCCAAAUCCAAGAAAGACGCAAUUACCGUCAUAGGAACUGACCUCCUCCUCUGAUGAUGAAGCAAACAAAACGUUGACGACUAGUAGCCGGAGACCAAAAACAAAGAUUACAAAAAGGAAGCAGUCUUCGCAGCCCAAAGGCAACCGCACCAACAAUGUGUGUCAUCCAACAGGGUUUAGUGAGACUAAGAAAGAAGGGAAAAAAUCAAAAGU